CAGGUUGGCGGGAUGUUCAAUAUCCUCUCACUGUAGACUCCGAGUUAAUGCUUUGCUGUUAGAUGUGAACGCUGUUCCGCAAAGCAGAAGUGUUGCGGAUGUGGGCAGCAGCAGUGCGCAGCGGCCUGUGUGCUGCAGCAGUGCGGUCCGAUCAGCCAUGAACCCGGAGGAGCAGACUGUAACCUGGCUCAUCUCACUCGGAGUGCUUAAUUCCCCUAAAAAGAACAUCGCGGACCCGGAGGGAUUUCUCAAAGCAUCACUUCGAGAUGGAGUCGUCUUGUGCAAGCUUAUGGAGCGACUGGUACCGGGAUCUAUUACAAAGUAUUGUCCAGAUCCUAAAUGUGAAACCGACUGCAUUGGCAACAUUCGGGAGUUUUUGAAAGGAUGCGUCUCUUUAAAGGUUGAGGGUUUUGAACCAGAGAGCUUAUACACUGGUGAGAAUUUUAGCAAGGUUCUGUCCACACUGUCAGCAGUAAACAUCGCUACUCAAGAUCGUGGUACUGAGAGGCCAUGUCCACAGUCCAGCUCCUCUGUUCCUAGUUUGUCGAUCUCGACAUCAUCCAUCUCAAAGUCCAAAUCCUUGCGUAGACAAUCAAAAGCAGUGGAGAUGUCAGAAAAUGGAGCAGGUAGCCAGCUGAUGGUGAAGGCACGCUUCAACUUCAAGCAGAACAACGAGGACGAGCUCUCAUUCAGCAAGGGCGAGCUGAUCCAUGUCACCCGGCAGGAGGAGGGUGGAUGGUGGGAGGGGACGCUCAAUGGCAAGACUGGCUGGUUCCCCAGCAACUAUGUCCGAGAGGUCAAACCAUGUGAGAAACCAAUCUCGCCUAAAGCGGUGAAGGGGUUCGAUGUUCCACAGCUGACCAAAAACUACUACAGUGUGGUGGUACAAGACAUCCUGGAGCACGAGCGUGAGUUUGUGAAAGACCUCCAGACGGUUCUCACCUGCUAUCUGCGACCUCUACAGGGCAGUGACAAGGUUUCAAGUGCAGAGAGCAGCAGUUUAUGUGGGAACUUGGAGGAAAUACUCACUUUCCAACAGGGACUCUGUGCGACUUUGGAGGAAUGUAGCAAGAUGCCUGAAGGCCAGCAGCGCAUCGGUGGCUGUUACAUGAACAUGAUGUGCCAGAUCCGUAUGCUGUACCUGUCCUACUGCUCCAGCCACCCUUCUGCAGUGGCUGUACUCACUGACCACAGUGAAGAGCUGGAUAAGUUCAUGGAGAGUCAGGGAGCCAGUGUUCCAGGCAUCCUGACUCUGACCACCAGCUUGAGCAAGCCCUUCAUGAGGCUGGAAAAAUAUCCCACCCUGCUGCAGGAGCUCGAAAGACAUGUAGAGGAAGCCCAUCCAGAUUACAGUGACAUUCAGAAAGCAAACAUUGCUUUUAAAAAUCUUGUGAUGCAGUGCCAGGAACUGCGAAAGCGAAAGGACCUGGAGGUGCAGAUACUGUCCGAGCCAGUGCGUGGCUGGGAGGGAGACAGCAUGAAGUCUCUCGGCCAGGUGGCCUACAUGUCCCAGGUGCACGUGCAGAGCAGCUCCAGUGAGGACAAAGAGGAGCGCUACUUCAUGCUGUUUCCUAAUGUGCUAAUUAUGUUGUCUGCCAGCCCACGAAUGAGUGGCUUUAUCUAUCAGGGACGGCUGCAGCUUUCAGGAAGCACAGUGACCAAACAUUUGGAUGAUGCAGAGACCAGUCAUUAUGCAUUUGAGAUUGGAGGAGGUAUGGUCGAGCGCAUGACAGUUUUCUGCAGUAGUUCCCAGGAGCUGCAGGAAUGGUUAGAGCAUCUGCAUGCUUUUACCAAAGGUGGAAGUCCUGUUGGAACCAUCCUGAAGAAUGUAGAAGGCAAGCCCAUGAGUAUCGUGGGUACACCGUCUCAUCUGAGCCACAUGCAGGGCUUUGGCACAUCCACGGCCACCAGGUGCCCUCUGGAGCCACCUAAAAUCACCAAGCCGUGGUCUCUGAGCUGCCUGAGACCUGCUCCCCCACUUAAACCAUCUGCCGCCCUGGGCUACAAAGAGAGGAUGUCUUAUAUCAUGAAGGAUUCCAGCAAAAGCCCUAAGCCCAUCAAGAAGUUCCUGAACAAGAGAAAGACAGAGAGAAAAGCCUCAGAUGAUGAAAAUUUGCUCAGAAAAAGUACCGUAGCUUUGGAAGAAGAUGCCCAAAUUCUGAAGGUGAUUGAAGCUUAUUGCACUGGAGCCAGCCUGCACCAGACCACAACAGCUGUGCGUAAGGACGGUGUCCCUCCAAUUCUGCUACCAGAGGAGGAGAAGAUCAUUGUUGAAGAGAUGAAGAGCAAUGGCCAAACAAUCACUGAGGAGAAAAGCCUUGUUGAUGCUGUUUACGCGUUAAAAGACGAAGUCCAUGAGUUGAAGAAGGAGAACAGAUGGAUGAAGCAGUGUCUAGAAGAGGAGCAGAAAUCCCGCAAAGAGCUUGAGCGUUUGGUCAGGAAGCUGGCUAAACAGAAGAACGACUAUACGUGGGAAGACGGAGGCCACUAAGUAACAUUUCUAAAUGUUCUCCCCUUCCACAUGUAUGAGUGUGUGUGUGUGUGUGUAUAUGAAAGAGAGUGGGUGGAUGAGUUGCUAGUUUUGGGUUUACACCAAAUGUUGCAGUGAGAAAGUCUUCCUGCCUUGUAAACUUUUUUUUUCUUUCUUUCUUUUUUUUUUUUUUUAGAAUAACUUUUUUGUGGAUGUCUUGCUAUGAGAUCAUUUGUGCUUGACUGAUGUCUGUACUGGGUUUCAGAAAAGGUUCAUGCAGAGUGUGUUUAGUUCCUGCAAACAGGGCAAAAAAUGGUGUUAGACGUUAGCAGCGUGACAACGUAGUUGUGAAAGUCUGCACCUGUGACUUUAGCCAUAUGGCUCACAAAACCAGAUUUUAUGUUCCUGUCCACCCUCUAACAUUAAGCGUAGGACUAUAUAAAUGAUGCAGUACAAUAUAAGAAGUGUAAUAACUAUACAUCAGAUAUGCAAAUGUAGCCAUUAUUUCCAUGCAUUUGGAAAAAGGAAAAGAUUCAGUGUUCAGACUUGAUGGGGAAAAUAAGAUUCAAUCUUCAACCAGAAAACGUGUGUGUGUGUGUGUGUGUGUGUGUGUGUUUGUGCGCGUGCUGAUGAAGCCUCCAUUCAACAAGCAUGAAAGUGAGCUCAAAGGCCAUAUGUCUUUAUAUGUGAAACUACCUUCAUGGUACACUGGCAGACAGUUUCAAUAGUGGACUUCUUUGUGUGUUUUUAUUUCUAAUUCUCUAUGAUAAUCUGAAUGAUAAAGGAAGCAUUCAUGCUUGAUAUUAGGAAUGUGAAUUAUAGAAUAUGUUGCACAUGAAUGACAUGAGAUGCUCCGGUUGUCCUCUCGAAAUGAUUUGACUGUUUGCUUGUUGUUGUUGUUGUUUUUUAUUAUUAUUAUUUUGUAGCUUUUUGAAUAGUUUGAAAAGUAGCUGGUGUGUUAUUACUGGCCAUCAAAAAUAUUUCCUUAAACUAUAUCUGUUACAGUCUACAAUAUACGUAUGUACAGUAUUUCUAUAGCAUUCUUUACACAAGAUCUUUUUUUGUUUGUUUGUUUGUUUCUGGGUUUUUUUGUUUUUUGUUUUUUUUUUGUCAUGCUUGCUCAAAGCUGUUCAUAGCAAAAGAUGCAGCUAUUCCUAGAAAUACAAUACAAUUUCAAUACUAUUACGGUAUAAUUUAUUACAUAUGUAUAUCAUAUAUACUUUAAAACAGUAUAUAAUAGCUAGUAUAGCCAAAAAUAACCAUGUAAGCUUUCCUAUUUAGAAAUAAUACAAUAAUUGAUGAUUACCUCCCUAUUCUGAGGUUGUAAAAAAUAUAUUUAUUUUUGAAUGCAGUAGUCCUGUAUUGAAAACAUGGUACUUGGGCCUCUCUAAGCACUCCUAUAACCUUACACCUCAUUUAACCAUCUGGUCUUACACAAAGAUUGUAGGAAUUUUUAUUAGUAAGGAUUAUUUCAUCGUAUUCCGUAUGAAUUAAGUUGUAUGAAAAGCUUGUUACUGUUAAUCUCACCGCCCCUGACCCUAACCUUAAUAGCUUGUAGCUUUUUUUUUUCCUCUUUAUUUAUUUUUUUUUUUUGUGCGUGUUUGAAUUCUUGCCACUGCAGUCCUGACACCAUGCUGGAUUUGCUAAGAAAUUAGCAGUAUAUUCAUAGCCGCAAUAAUUUUUUAUAAGUAUGCGCUCUUUAUUAAAGGCAGUUGCACUGCAUGAUUAUUAUAUUAGGGCACCAUGAAUGUGAAUUUGUAGAUGGAUAACCAAAUUUAGGCAUAAGGUCAUAAGAAAAAUGAACCGUUUAUAGCUGUGAUCUCUGAUAAUAAUCAUUUUUGUAACAUGUUUAAAUGCUAAACCGGUACACCCUGUUGGAUGCAUAUUAUAUGCUCUGCUGCAUUGCCUGAUCUUUCUUGUAAGGUUAUAACACGAACAGAUUGGUGACAAUUAAAAGGAAAAAAAAAAACAGCAGUGUAUUAAUUAAUAAGUUGUUGGUACUUCAGCUUCGCUGCCCAAUGGUACAGAUUUAAUAAGUUUCUGGACCUGUACGGAAAAGAUGAGCACCAUUCUUCCAGAACAUAUUCCCUCCAUCGGUGAUUUGAUGAUGGUGGCAGAGAGCACUGUGAAAACACGUGACUCCAGAAUUGCAAAAUGGACUUUGAAUUCAUUUGCAGUCAUACUUCCCUCUAAUGGCAAACCACGAUCCCUUGCAUCAGAGCCGUGGUUUUUUUCCUUUCAUUUGUCAUUCGUCUGUGCCAUUACCUUGAAAAUGAAACUAUUUGAUGUAAAAUUAGACCCUAUGGGCAAUAUUAUUAUAAUAAAUAGGUGUAUAUUUAAGCAUAACGAGUGGUGAGACGGUAUGUGUGAAUGUUUAAAAGCCAUAAAAACAGGAAGAGAUGUAUUUGCGUAGUCCUGCAAAAAAAAAAAAAAAACAACAACCUAGUAUUCAAUGCAAUAAGACUGAAGACUGGUUUACUGUUAACUGUUAUGCAUUGAGGAGCCUCAAUUUGCACUGAGGUAUGUUCUCCAACUGGUUGACAGGAUUUAUUCCUACAACCUAUAUGAUCCUGUUUCUAUAGUGCUGUGAUGAUGUAAAAAAAAAAAAAUUUGUAUUAUUAUUUUAUUCUUCCAGAGAGAGACUUACUGGUACUACUCAGUAAUUUGUCUAAGCUGUGCUUGUCAUUGUGUGUGUUUUGCAUAGCUGUAAGUAUUAUUUAAAAAUUUCCAUAGUUGUUAUCAAUAUUAUUCAUGUUGAUACACAAUGUGUUCCACCAGAAGUCAUUUUCAUGGCAUCCUAUGUACAAUUUAAAUACCAGUCCAGCUGUUGAGAUUUAUGUUAUUGCUGAUGUGCAUAUUAUCCAUAAUUGAUGUGCUGCUUCAUAAUUUGAAGGACUGAUUGUUCUGAGUGGUGGUCUGUUUGUUUCCAUUUUCCUUGUACUAGACUAUCCCAUGAUAUUUGUUAUACUUAAUAUUGUAUGCUGUCUCUGAUGUCAUGAUUGGGGUUGGGAUUGGAUAAAACUGCCUGAUAUCUGUAGCACUUGCAGGAGAUUUUCCUUGGAUGUUCAUCUACAGUAGUCACUUAUUUUUCUUUAAGCACCCUAGUCUGCAGACCAUGUGGAUUUCUAUGCAAAUAUCAUUGUAACAUAUAUAUUUUUUCUUUUCUUUUUUUGUGCUUCUGUUCCCUUCCCCCCCUCCCCCCCCCCUUUUGCCUUCAUUUUUAAAGGAACUGUUUUAAUAAAAACAUCAGAUAAAUAACA
Messenger RNA from Ictalurus furcatus (blue catfish), 5730 nucleotides. RefSeq names its product Rac/Cdc42 guanine nucleotide exchange factor (GEF) 6 (gene arhgef6). Lineage: Eukaryota; Metazoa; Chordata; Actinopteri; Siluriformes; Ictaluridae. The transcript has 22 exons. The record is from RefSeq and is a predicted model, not a curated record. Gene Ontology annotation, molecular function: guanyl-nucleotide exchange factor activity; protein binding. Bases 158 to 2491 code for a protein of 777 amino acids.